This is a messenger RNA of Vigna radiata var. radiata (mung bean), 3268 nucleotides long. RefSeq lists its product as uncharacterized. NCBI's taxonomy places the organism in Eukaryota, Viridiplantae, Streptophyta, Magnoliopsida, Fabales, Fabaceae. Bases 333 to 3077 code for a protein of 914 amino acids. The record is from RefSeq and is a predicted model, not a curated record. The transcript is spliced from 6 exons.
CAAAAGAGAAAAGGUGCAAAGAAUAAUCUGUCAGCAAAAGCAAAUUAAAGAGAAACUAUAGCUCUUUUUUCUACCUCUGAUGAAUCGUUCUUUAAGAAUAACAAGUGCUACAGCGUGAAGAACGUUUGCAUGUCGUUCUACGGUGUUAAAUACGUUAAUUAACAACAAUAUAUAUACUUUUUCUUUUUCAUUUGAAUUUCUUAAUUAUUAAGGGAAGAAAAAAAAAAGGCAUGUUAUCCAUGCAUGCAUGCUGUUCUAUUUAAAACGAUGAAAGACGAUAGGAAAAGAAAGAGAUGUGGUCGGAGAGAGAAGAAGAAAGAAGGUAAAGGGAAAUGGUAAAUCCUAUCCCAAACUUUGCCAGGAACAUUUGGGGCAAAUGGAACAUUCAGGGUGUUGUCCUUUUGAGUCUGACCAUGCAAAUAGUUCUGAUAUUCAUAGCUCCUUUCAGAAAACGGUCGAGAAAUACAUUGUUGGUUUCAGUGCUUUGGUUCACGUACCUUGUGGCAGAUGUCACAGCGGAUUUCUGUGUUGGCCUCAUCUCCAACAAAUAUGGUGAUAAAGACACGGCAGUUUCCACCAUCGAUGACUACUUGCGAGCGUUCUGGACACCCUUUCUGCUGCUGCACUUGGGUGGNCCUGACACCAUUACUGCUUUUUCUCUCGAGGACAAUGAACUUUGGCUCAGGCACAUGCUUGGACUCACGGUGCAGGUAUGUCUAACGGGUUACGUGUUCCUGUUGACACUUCCUGAAAACACGUUAUUGAUCCCUACAGUCCUAGUUUUCAUGGCAGGGGUCAUCAAAUUUGCAGAACGAACUAUUUCUCUUCAACAUGCAAGUGCUGACAACUUCCGACAAUCUAUGAUUCAAAAGGCUGAUCCAGGUCCCAAUUAUGCAAAGCUCAUGGAUGAGCUGAAAUCAAGACAGGAUGCAGGACUUCCAGCACACAUAGUAACCAUGCCAGAAAUCUCAGAACAAUAUUUGUACUUUGAUGAGUCAGAACUAGCUCCUGCCAAACCAGAUGAUCAACACACCAAGACACCUUCUAUAGACAAAAGUGAUGACCAAAUUGAUGGCAUUGACCCUUACAAACAAUCUCAAGUGAAAGAAACACCCAUUAGUGCCAACGCACAACCAGACACUCCCAAGAGUCUCCCCCGUGAAGACGGAGAUUCUUCAACUCAGAGAAAUGUUGAGAAAGAGCUAUCGGAUUUGGAAGUAAUGAAGGAUGCUUAUGACUACUUCAACAAAUUCAAAGGGCUCGUUGUUGACAUGAUCUACAGCUUCCAGGAACGCAAUGAGAGUCGCACUUAUUUUCUCCAAAGAACAGCAUUGGAUGCUUUGAGAGUGAUAGAGGUUGAACUCAACUUCAUCUACCAAGCUUUCUACACCAAGACAACCAUUAUAGAGAGCUGGUUAGGGCUUUCUUUUCGAUUUCUGUCCAUUGCUUCAGUGGUAGCAGCUUUGGUUGUUUUCAUUUUUGACGAAAAGAGGGGUUGCGAACCCUUUGAUGUUACAGUCACCUACAUAUUGUUGUAUGGUGCUGUAUCCUUGGAAGUCGUNUCCAUUUUCAUGUUCAUUUUCUCUGACUACUCNUUUGCANUAUUGUACUCUCGCGGCUCUCAGAAAAUCAGUGAUUCUGAUNGUGGCACUAGAGUUGGCACGGUAGCAAAAAAACUAGCCACNACUUUCAGUUNNGUCCUGAAGCUUAAGAAACCCAAAUGGACAAAACACAAGGAUAACAAGCCAAAAUGGUUAGAAAAAGAGGAAUACNAAGUUUUGAAAAGAUGCGUACUGUUUCGUAGAUGGUCUGAAACCAUCUCGGCAUUCAACUUGAUAUCACGUUGCUUAGACAAGAAGAAUAAAUGGUUGGAUUGGGUGAUUAGAAAAAUUNGAGUCGAAGAGUUUGUGGAAAAAUGGGUGUNUGAGAAGAAGAGGCCAUUGCUUCAGAAACUUUGGAUUUUUAUAUUUGACGAGCUGAAAAGAAAAUCUGGGGAUGCAGAAGAUGUUGAAACUAUUCAAAGAAUAUGUUCCUCUAGAGGAGAGUGGGUUAUCCGGGAAGGUGAUCUAGAUCUAUCACAAGAUGACCGGAACAAGUUGUUGCCUUAUGUGGAACGCAACAAAGUCACCUUUGAUGAGUGCCUAAUUAUGUGGCACAUUGCCACUGACCUCUUGUUCUAUGUUGAACAUAAGGAGCAGAUAGCUCCAGAUCUCGAGAAAGGAAAUCAUGAUGAUGGUGUAAAUGGUGAUAAAGCGGGGCAAAAGAAAACGGAAGAGAAUAAAAAGAAAGAAAAUAAUGAUCAUGAUCUCAAGCAAGUAAANCAUGGUGAUUGUGAAUAUAGUGAUAUUGAACUGCGGCAUUUUAGUAAGCUUUUGUCGGAUUACAUGUUGUAUCUCUUGAUCAUGCAACCUUCCAUGAUGUCUGCUNUUAGGGGAAUUGGGCAGAAAAGAUUCCUAAACGUGCGUGAAGAUGCCACUAACGUCCUAGACACGUGUGAAGAGGCCACUAACUUCUUACACAAGAGGAGAAGUAUUGCUGCUCGAGAAAAGAAAAUGAUAGAGGGAGAAGAAAAACGAGAAGAAGAGAGAACUAUGAUGACGUCGACCAGACCAAAUUGGCUUCUCUAUCAGGCAAGGGACAAGUGGGACAAGCUUGGAGAAUUCAUUAAGUUCAUCAAAAGGGGGUUAAGUGGCACUCGCUGUGGUCGAAUUCUUUUGAAAGAAAAAGAAAAGGAUAAAGAUCCAGAAAGUAAAAUGAAGAAGGCAUGCGAGGCACUAGAUAGUGUGUCUGUUGAAUAUGAACCCUCUGCUGUGAAGGGAGAUCGGAGCAAAUCUUUGUUAUUCGAUGCGUGUAAAUUGGCGAGUGUUAUAAGACAUUUAGAGGGGACGAACAAAUGGGAACUGAUGGCACAAGUAUGGGUGGAAUUAUUAUCAUAUGCAGCAGCAAAUUGCAUACCAAUCACUCAUGUCCAACAACUUAGUAAAGGUGGAGAAUUCCUUUCCAUUGUUUGGCUAUUGAUGACUCAUUUAGGCCUAUCCAAGCAGUUUCAAAUCAAGAAAGGCCAUGAAAUAUGGUAAAAUUGGUCGUAAGUAAAGAAUAUGAGGAGAAAAAAAAUGAGCGCAAAAGUAGCUAAAAGAAAUAACUUCAAUAUAAUUUGUUGCUUCUUUUUUCUUGUUCAAGACUAGAAGAUGUAGGGACCUUGUUUAUUUUCUGUGUUUGUGGUAUAAAAUGGGUUAUUUCUUUCUUUUAAUUACGUAGUCAUUUUUGG